Messenger RNA from Amphimedon queenslandica, 956 nucleotides. Its product is annotated as RING finger protein 151-like. Bases 48 to 935 code for a protein of 295 amino acids. The transcript is spliced from 3 exons. NCBI's taxonomy places the organism in Eukaryota, Metazoa, Porifera, Demospongiae, Haplosclerida, Niphatidae. The record is from RefSeq and is a predicted model, not a curated record. Gene Ontology annotation, molecular function: zinc ion binding.
GUGAGCCCCACCCUUCUUUCUUCUUGCAGCAGCUCAGCUACAAGGAAAUGGGUAUAUCUUUGGAGCUGGUAAAAUGCAGAGAGGGAGAGAAAGUAAACGAGAUACUCAUAUGCUCCAAAUGUUGCCAGUUAUUAGAAGACCCAGUCCCUCUAGUCUGUGGCCACUAUGCCUGCACUAAGUGUAUUGAAGAAUCAAAGGACAAAAGCAAAAAAGGAUUGUGCCAGAAAUGCUACAAGCAGCUGAAACGUGAGCCUGCUAGCGAGAUUGCAGCUGAAGUAAAGAAUGGAUUGGAAUCCGUGUCAAUCCAGUGUAGCCUAGGAUGCAGUAAAGUACUCAAUGGAAGUUGCCAGUUUCAGUAUCAUAUUUCAAGUGAGUGUCAAUGGAGAUUAGUCCAGUGUCCCAAUAAAGGAUGCCAAGAGUAUGUAGCUGUCAAAGAUACUAAUGAGCAUUAUCAAGUAUGUCCCUAUGGACUCACUCAGUGCACAGUCUGCAACGCCAUAGUUAGUAAAAGAGAUAUGGCCGGUCACCAAGCUGUGAAGAGAUGCUUUGAGAAGUCAAUUAAAAGAGAGAGAGUUCAAUCGGCAAGGAAGCUCAGCGAGGAAUUAAGAUGUCAUCGUGACAUGAUGUUGAAGCAAAGGCAUUUAACUGAUCAAAAUGAAAGGCAUUUAAUAAAGGAGCAUUACACUCAGCAGAAGGAGGACCCGAAUGCAAGCAGGAGGUCGAUCCAAGCAAGGAUAGGGAGCGCAUUGGUGGUUAGCGAUAAUUACUCAAGAAGAAAAGUUUCACAAUCUUUGUCUUGCGGAAAUUGCGAGGGUCACUUUUUGUCGGGAAGAAGACCGAGUGCCAGAAGACAUUCGACAGCUAAACCAUGUGACAAUUGUCAACACUGGAGAAGAUGGAGUGGACCAAGGGGAUGGCCCAGUACAAUCAUUUAGUUAUUUCGUUAAUUUCGUACU